UCGUACGGACAACGCAACGUAACGUCAUAAUUAUUCUGAGGAAAAUCCGUAUUUUAAUUGACAAAUACCAUAUUUGAAGGUAUAGGAAGUUAGGAACUGAGGUUAACUUCCUGGGCAGUUGUUCUGUGACGCCAUUGUUUGAGAUGGCUCUUGUAAAAGCAGAUGACAAAUCCCUGGUUGUUGUGCCACCUAAAGCAGCGUGGGAGAAGCAGAGGAAACCAGAUAAAAGAAAAGUUCUGGAUGAAGAGGUGUUUGUUAGUGACUUGGAAAAUAUCAUCCAGCGCGACUUCUUCCCGGACCUUAAGAAGUUGAAGGCUCAGCAUGAAUACAUGGAAGCGAUGGAGCGGAACGAUCUGGUCAAGAUGCGAGAGCUGGCCAUCAAGUAUGCGUCCACCUGCCGGACAUCCAGACCGGGAACAUCUUCUCUCACUCCCAUGCAAGAGGGAGAACAAACCCCAUCAACGUUUGAAACCCCCGUACUGGGACAGUUCAACGCACAGGACACCCCGGGGACUACAGCAGAUGAAUACAAGAACGAGGAUAUGCCCCCAAGAGACACGGACUUGACCAAAUUGGAGAAACCUGAGAGCGAUACAUCGGUAACCCUGGACAAGUAUCUCACCAAGUACACCAGCGAAGACAACGCAUCGUUCCGGGACAUUAUGGCCAAGGCGGAGGACAAGCAUCGACACAAGCAUGCCUGGCUGUACGAAGCAGAGCUCAACCAUGCAGCACAGAAUGAGGACAUGCUGAAACUGAAGAGCGCCGAGCAGCUCACCAUCGAUUCCAGGAGCAACAAUGUGAUUGGGUGGAAGUAUGAGGCCAAGAAUGCCCUCAUGUAUGUGCCUGAAGGUGUCGAAGCGAGCCUCGCCGAGAAGAUCCUGCAGAAACCCGAGACGGAGAUCGCCCACACCAACACUCGAUUGACCUCUGACCCCUUCACGAGACCCGAGAGCCUGUCUGGUCUAGCAGGACCAAGCAGACACAAUGGCAGGGUCGGAUCGGACGGGAAAGAGCUGACCCCUGCGGACGGUCCUAAGGUCAACGGGUAUGGCUUUGUGGCUACUCCAUCUCCGGCACCUGGUGUGAACGAAUCUCCAAUGAUGACCUGGGGUGAGAUAGAAGGAUCGCCUUUCAGAUUGGACGGAGGUGACACACCCGUACAAAUAGUCAGAGGACCACAGUUCAAGAUGCCUGGUGUUCCGAGGAAGGAGAAGCUUGGUCUAUCACUGGUCGAUAAGGUCACCAAGAAGAAUCGAGCCAAGAAGGAAGAAGCCUUGAAGAGAGUCACCAAGAACAUUGUCAGCCCGUCACCCAGUCGAUUCGGUUCAGCGAGCCCAAUGGAACGGAUACGAUCGCUGUCAUCAGCGGCGCAGAAGCUCGUCCAAAAAAGCGUCGGUCCUGCGGACAAGGCACUCAGGGCAAGCUACACACCAUCUCCCCAACGCUCGGUCGGUAGUAGGACACCCUCUCUUGGUGGGACCCCCAACAGGACGCCCGGCUCGACCCCCGGGAAGUCACCGGCCUCAAGGCGCGGUCAGUCGGUCAACGCAAGUCCAGCAUCCUCAAGAAGUCACUCAGAACCACCCAGUUUGACGGACAAUUUGCUCAAUUUACCAAAAAGGACUGCUCCUGAUAGACAAAAAGCUACAGAUUUUUUCUGAUGUCUGCAUGGUUUUAUGCAACAGACAAUGAGCUCUAUUGGUAUCUAUUUUCUACAGUAUAUGAACCAAGGCAAGAGCAUUUUAAAUUUUGAUAUGAAAAUGGGCCAGCAGACGGAAGCUGAAUUCGUUGACAAUGACCGAUGUGGGUCGAAAGGAAAACUAUAUAUUCUCACUCAUACAUGCUGUGCAUGUAUAUUGAGAUGUCACUCUUUGAGAGAGUGUAUCACUUUUGUAACACUGUCAUGCUGGACCAGUUAAACAAACGAACAUCGUCUAACCUGCAGUGAAGAGACACUGCUGAGCUGAUCCAUCAUUUAAGAAAUAGGCAUGUUCGUAUUAAAGGUCUAGACCAUUUUGGAAAACGCCCCCCUCUCAAAAAAUGAAAUGGAAUCUCUUAUUACCAACCAUGUGAAAGAAUAUGUUUUGACUAAUAUGUGAUGAUACAAAUUUUGCCGGGAA
Messenger RNA from Strongylocentrotus purpuratus (purple sea urchin), 2123 nucleotides. RefSeq names its product splicing factor ESS-2 homolog. Lineage: Eukaryota; Metazoa; Echinodermata; Echinoidea; Camarodonta; Strongylocentrotidae. Gene Ontology annotation, cellular component: catalytic step 2 spliceosome. The coding region runs from base 144 to 1664 and encodes 506 amino acids. The transcript is spliced from 9 exons. The record is from RefSeq and is a predicted model, not a curated record.